AGUAUGUACUGUACCUGAUACUGUAUACACUACAUGGAUGCCAUCGUAAAUGAGUGAGCUCUCACAAACGCGACUCGAGCUGUAGCCGUGAUAACGAGGUACUAGACAGCAUCACGCACCUACGCCAUUGAACGUACCUAGGCAGGCGCAGAACUCCUUUUGGAGCACUCGAAGAUGCCAUGGCCGUUCAGUUCUUCCAGCUCGGCAGGCUCCCCCACACCUAGCCAGAAGGAAGAUGGCGCGCGCUCCAAGCCCACAUCGUGGAACGAUCUCCUCCCAAAGCCUGAUCCUCCACUACACGCCGCAAAGGAGUGGGCUCCUGUUUUCCUAACGUCGGUCGCAUCACUAGCAGCCUUCAUCUUCUACCAGUCCCGUUUGCGGAGGUUCCCUACUGCAGGCCAUAUCCAGCCCGACCUAUUCAGGAAACGAACGCUGCUAGGCCGAGUCACCAGCGUGGGAGAUGGCGACAACUUCCACAUGUUUCAUACACCGGGGGGAAGGCUGGCAGGCUGGGAUUGGCUGAGGAAGGUCCCCACAGCCAAAACCGUACUGAAAGGGAAAACUAUACCUGUACGGAUGGCUGGAAUCGACGCUCCUGAGGGCGCGCAUUUUGGUCGACCGGGCCAACCCGGGGCCGCGGAAGCAUUACAAUGGCUAAGGAGCUACAUCCUCGACAAACGCAUUUGGGUUCGCAUUCAUAGGCGUGAUCAGUAUGGCCGUAUCGUUGCGACAGUAUAUGUUAGACGAUUUCUCUUCAAGAAAGAUGUCGGCCUAGAAAUGCUAAAGCUUGGCUUGGCAACGACAUAUGAGGCGAAGUCGGGGGUCGAGUGGGGAGGGGCCGAGGAGGCGUAUAAAGCGGCAGAGGCCAAAGCUAAGAGUAAAAGGCUGGGUAUAUGGAAUGGUGAAGCGAGCAACUUUGAAAGCCCUAGGGCCUAUAAGACGAGGACCAACGAGGCAGAAGGCAAGAAGUCUGACUGGUUCUCUGGUUGGUUGUAAGAUGGGUACCAACUGAGGCGUACCCUUACCUAAUCCGAACACAGCUGUCGAAAUGAGAAACGGUUACAUAAGACGAUUUUACUCAUACUUGCGAGAACCUACAUGAGAUAUUAUAGGGAACUGAUGCAUCGUGAACCAAGACAUGAGUGAGAAGGACAUGGUUUACAUGAGCUCGUUAGGG
This is a messenger RNA of Colletotrichum navitas, 1177 nucleotides long. RefSeq lists its product as uncharacterized. The transcript is spliced from 3 exons. NCBI's taxonomy places the organism in Eukaryota, Fungi, Ascomycota, Sordariomycetes, Glomerellales, Glomerellaceae. Gene Ontology annotation, cellular component: cytoplasm; mitochondrion. The record is from RefSeq and is a predicted model, not a curated record. The coding region runs from base 175 to 996 and encodes 273 amino acids.